AGCGAGCGGGACAAACGCCGUCAGACAAUUGCGCAUGUUUGGAAUAAAAUGGCGAUCGAAUUAUCAGAAAUUUUCUGCCAUUUUUGAAAUCCCUAAAAAUCUCCCGUAUAAAUGGCGUAAACAGUGAAUUUUCGAUUGAACUGUAAAUUGUAUAUAGUUUUUUGUACAGUUAGUGGUAAUCUUUUGUGUUGUGACAUCCAUCAUAGUGUAAAAAUUGUGAUCGAUUAUUGUGUUUGUGUACAGUGGGAAAAACUGAUCCGAAGCCGACGCCGAGCCGUUGAACAUUGAAUUGUUCGAAUAAUACGAAUCGUCGAUGCUCAGAAUUUGACUCAGACUGCGAAAGAAAGAGACAAAUGAAGUGGCUUGGUAACAACGGAGGUGUGGCAGAAGUAGAUGGCAUUAUGAAGUCAAACAUGGAUAAUGCCAGUAAUGUGAUUGGGGGCCCGCAGCGCACGCAAGACGAUGCUGCAGUUGGUUACGUGUAUCAACGGCCACCCGAUCCAGAAUUUCCGCCUUUCGGACCCAAACAGCUGCGUUGGGCCCAUGGAGAUGAUGCUAUCAUUGAAAAUCACGACAAGUGGAAGUAUCCGUCUGUAACACAAGGAACAACAGCUGCCGGUUCACCUUCGAUGCAAGGUCCCAAAAUACCCACACCUCCAACGGGAAUACCCACUGGAGCACAUUACGGCGCAGCUUUACCUUCGUCCCUAUACGACUUGAACCCGCAUAGCAAGCCUCAUAUGGCGCAGCUGGGCGGCGAGCAGCUAAUUUACAUGCCGGGCGGGCAUCAGUUGGCCGCCCAUGGACAUGGUGGUCUCUCUUUACACCACCAUUAUUUGCAGCAGCAAACUCAACUGGCAGUUCAGGCAGCUCAGCAACAGAGCCUCAGACAAGUUCAGCAACAGGUUAGUCAUACUGUCCCGAGGUCGUACGAUGCUGGAAAUAUGAUUGCUCCUUCAGCGAAAAAGCUUUGGGGAUUAGAGGCAAAGGAUGGCAAAUCUUUGGCCCUCAACCAUCUGAAUCAUGACGGAGUUUGGAGGGAUCCAACGUGGGCGGCACCCGGUGAUCACGGCCCAUUGGCUAUGGGAGGGCGUAGAGGAGUGUUUCCUGGCGCCGGAGGCGAUCCCGGUGGCAUUUUAUCGCCUAGAGGCUCCGAUGGGCCCGGUGGUCUUGGUGUGAAAAUGGUUGAAUAUGUACUGGGAACUUCUCCGACUGGCGAUAAAAGCGGCACCACAGUUCCGGGCGGUUUGGAGCCUCGCAUGCGGGUGCUGCAUUUGGACGAUAAAGAUCAUCCCAAGGAUAAAGUUACACAGCAAAGUCCCAAGGACGAGCAGGGCGUAAAUGGACAAAACUCCCAGCAGCAAGUGCUGAACGGACAAGAAGAUGACAAAGGGUUUAAUCGCACACCAGGACUCGAUCCCGCAACUAUGGGCUUGGUGCUAAAGCAGCCGCCCCCUGUUGAUGGUGGCGGAGGUCCGCUUCAUCCUCACCAACAGCACGCGCUGCACCAUCUGCCUCCCCAUCAUCCUUUGGGUCCUCAUCUGGGCGUCACCCUUGCCGAAAGCGUCAAUCAGCAGUUCGCUGAUCACUUUGUUGAGUCGCAACAGGCGGUCGUGAGCCAAGGAUAUGAGCAAAGCCAGCAUCAACAUCAGCAUCAACACCAGCAGUAUGCAGCUGCCCAACAACAACACCAGGUGGACAGCGCGGUUUUGCAGCAGCAGCAGCAUAAUUUCGACGUUCAGCAGCUGUUCAGAUCGCAGCAAUCGCAAGCAGCUACUCCAGGUGCAGCUGCUCAGCUGCAGCUCUUGCAACAACAGCAGCAACAGCAGUAUCUGGCGGCGGCUCAGCAGCAGCAAGCUGCAGCCGCUGCUUUUACACAGCAAGGACCUUACGUCCUAAAUGCGCAACAAGAACCAUACCUGAUCACCACAGGAGUGCCCGCCCAGUAUUACGGAGUAGCGCCUUGGGUUUAUCCGGCUCCUCCUGCUAGUCUCGCAGCUCUUCAGCAAGGAGCCAGCAAUGGAGCCAGACGACCUCUUACCCCAAAUGGAACCAAUGAAGCUCAACAACAAGUGCAGGUUAGAGGCCACGUACUACCAUUGGCUCUGCAAAUGUACGGCUGUCGAGUUAUACAAAAAGCACUCGAAUCGAUUCCGCCAGAACAGCAGCAGGAAAUCGUUCGCGAACUGGAUGGGCACGUCUUGAAAUGCGUGAAAGAUCAAAACGGAAAUCACGUGGUGCAAAAAUGCAUUGAAUGCGUAGAUCCCAACGCACUACAGUUUAUCAUCUCGUCCUUUUCGACUCAAGUUUACAAUCUUUCCACCCACCCGUAUGGCUGCAGAGUCAUACAGCGCAUCUUGGAACACUGCACUCCGGAUCAAACGUCGCCGAUUUUGGCCGAACUGCACCAGAACACCGAUCAACUGAUUCAAGAUCAAUUUGGAAACUACGUUAUUCAGCAUGUUCUUGAGCAUGGCAAGCCCGAGGAUAAGUCUCAGCUGAUCACCAGCGUCAGAGGAAAGGUGCUGGUGCUCAGCCAGCACAAGUUUGCCAGCAAUGUGGUUGAAAAGUGCGUUACACAUGCAACGAGAGCCGAAAGGGCUCUAUUGAUUGAGGAAGUGUGCGGAUUUAACGACAAUGCUUUACACGUGAUGAUGAAAGAUCAAUACGCUAACUACGUAGUGCAGAAGAUGAUCGAUGUAAGCGAGCCGACACAACGCAAAGUGCUGAUGCACAAGAUCAGACCCCAUCUGAACUCUUUGCGCAAGUAUACCUAUGGCAAACAUAUAAUCGCCAAGCUGGAAAAAUAUUUCAUGAAAACGCCCGGCUCGAUUACGAUUGGCGGUGAAUUGGGGCCAAUCGGGCCCCCAACUAACGGGGUUCUGUAACUCGCUGAACGAAUUAUGCGUGCUGGAGAUUUGCGCGGUUGAUGACAACAUAAACAACACGCAUUUCGUUUAAAGAAGCGCUAUAAUAAUUUGGAAAAGUCGCCAUAAUAAACAUUAAAUGUUGAUUAUUGGGGCUUUUCAAUUUUGGUUUUCCUUGCGAAAUGUUUACUUCACUGGAUGUUCCCGGCAAACUUCGCUUUUUGUGGAAAAUAUCAACUGAAGGCAACUGCAAAUUUCCGUUGUAAGGAAAACCAAAACAAGCAAACAAAAAAAUCUUAACAGGAAACAUGCACUAAAGUUGGGGUGAAUUAAUAGAAUAGAACCUUGAUGAUUCAUUCAAUAUUAUGGGUUUGGAGGUUGCGUUUUUAUUGGCGUUCUUAUUGAGUUGCGCCGAUUGAACUUACGGCCGUAAUCCCAGUAUUUUCCUUUUCGGUUUUCAACUCUUCUGAGUUUCCAUAUAAUAUCAGUACAGUUUAAGUUUUAGCUGUAGUCUUCAAUAGAUCAGUUUCAUUUUGUAUAGGCUACGUGCGAAAAUCGGGCCCCGCCUAAACGUAACCGGGAACGAAUCAAAAGCAACACGCCUUCGCACCUUUCGCACGUGGAAUUUCACGCUAUUAAUUUUUCCGUCUGUAUUAUAAUGAUUGUCAUGUGAGUAAGCCAAGCGGUUACGUCCGAUAUCGCUUCCUAAAUGCUUUUCAGUUUAGACGUGCGGCUAUAUUUUUAGGUUUUCUUAGUUUAUAGUUUAGUACACCGAAGUAGUUACAUUUUAGUUUCGCUUUUAGGUUUCUAGUAAUCAAUAUAUUAGGUAGUGUUAGGUGAUUUUCGACUGCUUUUGGAGUUUCUUGAUUGGCAGCGUUAUUCUAUUGGGUGCUCAAGACAAAUCGCUCUGUUCAUUGUUUGAAUUAGUUUAUUCAGAUGCACUUUUUAACAAAUAUAUUUAAUUGUUUAACUUUUUUGCACAGCUCCGGACUCUGUUUGGUGUUUGAUUAUGGAGUUAUUCAACAGUCACUAGUCAGCAAACGAUCGCAAUGUGCUCAAAUAAGUUUGUACAAAACAAUUUAAUUUCCGUCAUAAACAUAAUGAAUAGCAAUUGGCCCUACAAAAGUAUUUUAUAGCUUUUUAAAACCUUCUAAUUAGUAAGGACCCAAGUAUGCUCAUAGAAACCCACUUAAUAUAUAAAAAUAUAUUUAAAUACAAAAGUGAAUAGCCGAACAGUUGAGCACCCAAGUGGCGAGCGACCGUUCAGAAACCUACUUCGUACACGUAUUCAUAGGUUAGUGAUUGAUUAUUUUUUUGCGUUUCUGUCGGAGUUUUCGCUGCUCAAUUUAUCUCCAAGUUAUGUUUAAUUUUUGACUGUCGUGAACAUGAUAUAAUACGGUUUAGUUUCGGAAUCUCACACAUAAAUAUGCAUGUGUCGAAUGGAUAAGAGUAAAGCAACAUUCUACACUAUGCUAAUGGUAAAGUUUGUACAUAGAAGGACUAUUAAUUACUACUAUAUAGCAUUCAAGAAUUUUUUUGAUAAGUGUCCCCCUUAUAUAAUCCCGUAUCGGAAAAUCUCAUUUAGUAUGCAAAAUUCAAAAAAUCAAACAAACGGACUUAAAUGAGGUUCCCCGGUUGAAUAAGUGAAUAUCUCUUUCUAACUCUUUACGAUACAUUUACGUGCACCCUUUCCGAGUCGGUACCUUUUAAAUAUUGUGAUAAAGACCUCAGGAAGUAAUAUUAUUCUUGAUCGUCAACUUGAGAAGAAAAGUCCAUGGAAAUGAUGGAUGCAAAAUUUUCCACACCGUUCGUUGUUCUUCGUUGCUUUUCCCCCGAUGGUCGGUUAUUUAUUUCAAUUUUAUCCCACGGUUUCGAACUCGUGCAACACCGCUUUUCCAAUGUUCAUUUCUUUCGUUCACUUGCACGAUGUUUGUUUUCAACACACCGGCACUUAAGAUUUUUAACGAGUAAAUACAUUUAAUCCCAUUUGAAGCACGUAAGGCUGCAUUUACUAGUAGUUUUAGCUGGGUUUUUAACAUAAAGACUAUGGGGGUCGAUACCAUUUUUAAAGUUGAAAAAUCACUCAUCAUCAUCAAUGAUUGUCCGAAAAUCCUCAGAAAUGUUGAUUUGCGGCUUUAGAAAUGGCACGCCCCGAAUUGGUAAGUGGAAGUCGAAUCGAGUGGUGGUGGUGUCGGUAAAGGAGUUCUGUUAAUUUUCUAGGAAUACUUCACAUGCGCUUGUGAGUUUUUUAGUCGGAUAGGAAGAUUUUAUUAUUAUAAUUAUACACAGGACUACCCUGUUUUGCUGGGCAGUUUUCGUCUGCAAAUUCACGUUUGAACUGCAAAAUUGCUCAUCCAUUUUGGGGCGUCUGUAUAGAAAACUCUGUGGCUUCGACCGAUAGCAAUUUCGCGCGAAAAUGCCGCCUUUCGAUAUUUGUAAAGAAUUGUAGAUGUUUGUAAAGUACCUUUAGGCUGUAAAAAGUGAGACAGUAUUGUAAUUACUUGAAGAGGACAUGUGCCAAAUAUGCUGAGUUUGUUUUCACAACAGUUUACAAGUUUACAUUCAAUUGAUUAAAUAACUAAAUCCUGUGUAAAUACAGAGUUGUGGUUGGUGAUUUAGACAUUGAGUCGGAAAAUUGUCGGCAGUUUAAUCAAAAGUUAAUUACCCUGAUGGUGGUGUGGGCGUUUUGGCUCGAAAUUGUGGGGCGGUCGGGGCCGCGCGUUGCAAAAAGGCUGAACUUUUAUAUAAUUAGAUAUAUUUUAUUUGUAAAAUAGAAUCCCCUCUGUAAAUGAUUAAAUUUUAUUGAUAUAAUUUAAUAAUGCGCGGUAUAUUGUAAAAAAAUUACCAUCGUUUUGUUCGCGUGCCGCCCGUUUGUAAAGUUUUUGUGUAGGGAAACCAAGAAAGUUUUCUUUCCGACUGUGAGAAAAAUUGUAUCAUAAGACAUUGACGCUGUAAAUAUUAAUUUAAAGAAAGGAAAUCUAUACUUUGUAAAAAUGAAACAAAUCGAACCAUGUAUAAUUUGUACAAUUUUAUAUUUUUCUUUGUAAAUAAUGGUGAAGUAUUAUUUGGAAUAUUAAAAGAAUUCGCGGGCACGCUAGAAAAGGACUAAUUGUGAAGGUUAGUGGCAAAUUUUUUAUCCCAAUUUCUGCAGUACAUUUUUCGGGGGUGACUUUCGACAUCGUUCAUUUGCGAUUGAUUUGAUGGAAUUGAUAGGAAAAAUUUGUCAUUUAACGUUGGAGGUGUUUUAAAGACAAACCUAAAAACUUUCGUGUAACCCCUUAGAUGAAUUUAACCAGUUACUAUUAAUGUAGAGGAAUUUUAAAUGUAUUUGUAGAAUUUGAUGGCACGAUUAUUAUGCAAAAAGUAUUGACUUCAUAAUAUAAUACUGUGUAAAGUGUUAAUUGUAAUAAUUGUACAGUUAUUCCUUUCAUUACGUUCUCCCAUUGGAAUUCCAUUGAAUUAUGUACGACGUUUGGAUUUUCGUAUUUCCCAAACUGCAACGGUUCUCGAAAUACGAGUCGAAUAACCCAACCAAUACUUAUUGAUGUUGCAUUUAAAUGUCGUGUACUAACUGUACGGUAUUUAUGUGUAUUUUUAUUUUGGGUUCUAUCCCCAUUUGUUUACUAACACUUUAACGUUUUCCUUUCAUCUGGUACAAAGACACUUAAUCAAUUGGUGGAGUCUGAUGGUUUUUCCAUAUCAUGUCGAAUCGUUCUGGACUUGGUCAAUUUAUAAUCAAAAUCACGCUCCCUGCUCGAAAACCCAUUCCAGAGCGGGACUGUAAGGAAGAAGAGCAAUAACACUGGAAAAUGUAUUAUUAUCAUUGAUUUUUCCACCGUUUUAAAUUCAGCGGCAAAAAAUUCAAAAUAGCAAAGUCUGUGAAUGUAAACUGGGCUUAAAAAGAACCCUCGGGCGUCCCUUUUAAAAGCAAUUUAUUUUGACUAGGAGAAACCCACCGGUUUUCUGUGGGUCUGAACGUUUAAAAACAUUUUCCACGUAUUGCUCUCACUCAGUUACAGUCCUGUUAUUAGAUAACGGAGAAUCAUCCCUCAUGUCUUCAUCCCGCACACGUUUGUAAUAUAUCGACAUUAUUUAUUGUUUAACAGUCAUUCUCAUUCACGUCACGUGUUUUUUACUUUUGUACAAUUGCUGUAUAUAUUUACUUCUUAGAUAACAAAGCCAGUACUAACCUUUAACACUUAGUAACUUGUCCACUGUAGGGUUUAAAAUGCGAUUUUAUGCGGGAACAUCAGACUCUCACCAGCGACGGCAAUUAGCCGUUUUUUUCUUAGAAAAGUGUGCUACAGUUGGCGUUUUGCGUUUCAAACAAUUUUUUCAGCCUGUUUACUCUCUCUCCGAUUGCGGAGCUCUUAAAGCAGCUUGAACACUUAAUGCACCAACUUGAAAGAUAACAAAAUAGCUCCCCUUCCGCUAAUAGUAAAUUAUGUGUAUAUAUUUGAUCGAUUGCAUUGUAAAUGCGAUUCACAACAAAGUAUUUUGCAGGCGGUUUUAAGCCUUGUUGUGACCUUUUUUUAGUCUCAAGCAAAAACCGGGUUUAGAUGGUUUAAAUCUCAAAACAAAUAAUUGAUCUGGCUUUAGUUCUGCGAUCGAAAUUUCAAUUAAACAAGUGCUUUCUCAAUCUUAAGGUUUUAAACGAAUCAAGCCAGCGGCGGGGAGAAUCUACCUACAAAACGGCCACCAAACUUUUUAACUUUAAUAUGGCAGACUGAUGUAAAGAUACUAAAAAAACGGAAUUAUUGUAAAUUGUAAAUUUCUUUUUUUGAUUUAAAAUUAAGUCACCUUAAUCAACUGUAUAAUACAUGUGUAAAAAUGAAUCUGUAAAAUGAGCCGUUACAUACCAACAACCAUACAUACUGUAAUUGUUUAAACAUUAUUGUAAACUACAUCUAAUUUUAGAAUUCGAUUGUUUCAAAGCGACUUUUUAUUUUUGGCGCUGGAAUGUAAAGGAUUUUCAUCUCUACAAAAAAACGUGUAUUUUUGAUGAGAAUUCGUUGCCUUUUGGCAUUGGCUUUUUUUCUUCAGUUAAGGGACGAUUCCCAAGCCCCGUUUUGUCGGGGGCGCUUGAAUAAAGGGGGUCGACCCGAUUAUUUUAGGGUAGCUGGAUGGGGAUCACUUAUUUUCACACAAUAUGGCUCUCUGCGAAUCUACGGCUGUAUAUUAUAACCAUGUGAUCGGAAGGUUUUUGUCGGUUGUUUGACAGAAUGUUUAUUUUUUUAGUUUUACAUUUUCUCCGAAACAAUUACGAGCAGUUUGUAAUUUUUCCCAUUAAGAAUUCCGUUCGUUUGAUUGAUUCUUUUGUUGGACGGACCACGCUCGAAAACCUUCUGAUUGCCCUUUAUUUAUUGUAUUGCGAUAAAUGUAUCUGUUCCAUGAGUGUAAAUUUAGUUAUAUUGAUGCAUGCUAGUUUAUUCAUUAGGAUACCAAUCAAUAUGUAUGAUAAUGUAUUUCGAUUUUAUUAUUUUUUACCACGGUAGUAUAUAAUUAAUAAAUAAAUAAAAUAAUUGAAA
Molecule: messenger RNA, 8395 nt
Organism: Dendroctonus ponderosae (mountain pine beetle)
Lineage: Eukaryota; Metazoa; Arthropoda; Insecta; Coleoptera; Curculionidae
Product: pumilio homolog 2
Biological process (GO): post-transcriptional regulation of gene expression
Cellular component (GO): nucleus; cytoplasm
Molecular function (GO): mRNA 3'-UTR binding
Source: RefSeq, a predicted model, not a curated record